UGUUUUGAAAGGUUUUUUUACAGUUUGCUAUAAUUAAAAGCUUACUAUGCAACUGUGCCUUAGUAAUCUUAAAUCGAAUUAUUUUUGAAGAAUAAACUGGUUUAGAAAACGAAAUAAUAUGUAUUACGUCAUUAUUACCCCACAAAGUAUUUGAAAGUUAUGCAUCACGUCAUGCAUUAGCUAUGUAACUCAUUCUAAAAAUAAGCCAAAAAGCAGAAAACUUACAAAUUACAUUAAUUCAAAGCAUAUUGUGAAUAAAGUAAAAGGAAUUACUCGAAAAAUUUGUAUGGCGGACGAGGAAUGGAAGAUUGAAGUUGCUCCAAAAGUUCGAAGGCAUUUUUCUCGAAACUGUGAUUUCUGAGUUACGUCACUAUUGUUUUUAGCAGGCAAUAUGUACGUUUGUGUUGCAGUCGAAAGGAAUCUGACGAAUCGAGUAGGAGAGAUAGUCGGAUUUGGCGAGACAACUGAAGAUAACCCCACAAUGCCUUGUACCUUACAGAGGGCCUACAUUCAGAUCUUCACAAACAGAGAAUGCAAUGAAUUAGAGCUACCUUCAAACAUACCCAGUCCACGAAUUUUAUGCGCUGGCGUUAUUGGUGGAGGGGUAGACAGCUGCCUGGGUGACAGCGGUGGACCACUCCAAGUAGUAGACAACGGAAUGUUCGUUCUAACAGGAAUUGUUUCAUUCGGAUUUGGGUGCGGAAAAGUUGGAUACCCCGGCAUCUACACAAAUGUUUAUUAUUUUCUAGACUGGAUCAAGGAAAACACAUGACAUGAGGAUCAGAAGCACUCGGCUAAAAAAAUACUUCAAGAAUAUUGAAUGAAACCAAAUUUUGUAAAGCGUAAAAUUACCCGACUUUCUCCCGUUUGUUAAGCAGGUCUGCAGUAAAAUCAGUAUCAAAUAAACUGCUAUGUUUCACCAAGUUC
Zootermopsis nevadensis is the source of this 927-nucleotide messenger RNA. Lineage: Eukaryota; Metazoa; Arthropoda; Insecta; Blattodea; Termopsidae. The record is from RefSeq and is a predicted model, not a curated record.